Messenger RNA from Drosophila montana, 1703 nucleotides. RefSeq names its product ubiquinone biosynthesis protein COQ2, mitochondrial (gene Coq2). NCBI's taxonomy places the organism in Eukaryota, Metazoa, Arthropoda, Insecta, Diptera, Drosophilidae. Gene Ontology annotation, biological process: ubiquinone biosynthetic process. Gene Ontology annotation, cellular component: mitochondrial inner membrane. The transcript is spliced from 2 exons. The record is from RefSeq and is a predicted model, not a curated record. Bases 3 to 1379 code for a protein of 458 amino acids.
CUAUGCAAAGCCCAAGCCUAGAGAAAGAAGUUCUUGCCAAAUUUACCAUACAGAGUGGUUCUGUAGUAGAUUCUGACUGUAUAUAUCAAUGUGUACGAUAUUCCAAUAAGAAACCCACCAAGCACAGCAUUAAUAUGUUUGCGUUACGACAUUUGCGACUACAGAGUAGGGCUAAAAUGCAUUUGCCAUACACAGCAGCAGCAGCAACAACAACUACUGUAAAACACAUGCCAGCUGUGCCGGCGCGUGCCUACAUUGGGCUGCACACACACGCCAGUGACUACCGCAAGCAGAGACUGCUGAUGCUUCAGGAACACAUGGCUAGCUGGAGGCUGUAUCAAAGAACUACGACAACACUGUCAGAGUCGUCAAGCCCGGAAAGCAAGGCGCCGCACAAGUCAUCGCUUCUACAGGAAUUGGCAGCCGCCACUAAGCCAUACGCACAGCUGAUGCGCAUUGAUCGGCCUAUUGGGACGUACCUACUCUUUUGGCCCUGCGGCUGGAGCAUUGCGUUAAGCGCUGAUGCCGGCUGCUGGCCGGACUUUACCAUGCUGGGUCUGUUUGCCACGGGAGCAUUGAUCAUGCGCGGCGCCGGUUGCACCAUAAACGAUAUGUGGGACAAAGACAUCGAUGCUAAGGUGGAGAGGACGCGCACACGUCCGCUAGCUUCUGGGCAAAUCACCCAACUCGAUGCGAUUGUGUUUCUCUCGGCGCAGCUUAGCCUUGGCUUGCUGGUGCUUGUGCAGCUCAAUUGGCAAUCCAUAUUGCUGGGCGCCAGUUCGCUGGGCUUAGUCAUUACGUAUCCGCUGAUGAAGCGUGUCACCUACUGGCCGCAACUUGUGCUCGGCAUGUGCUUCAACUGGGGUGCCCUGCUGGGCUGGUGUGCUACCCAAGGUAGCGUUAAUCUGGAUGCCUGCCUGCCAUUGUACCUGUCUGGUGUUUGCUGGACCAUUGUCUAUGAUACCAUCUAUGCGCACCAGGACAAGCUCGAUGAUUUGCAAAUUGGAGUGAAGUCCACAGCGCUACGUUUUGGAGAGAACACAAAAGCUUGGCUUUCGGGUUUUACGGCUGCUAUGCUGGCGGGCUUGUCGGCUGCCGGCUAUGCCUGUGAUCAGACACUGCCCUACUAUGCCGCAGUUGGGGUCGUUGGAGCACAUUUAGUGCAGCAGAUCUACUCACUCAACAUAGACAAUCCCAGUGACUGCGCCAAGAAAUUCCUUUCGAAUCAUCAAGUGGGCCUCAUUCUGUUUCUGGGCAUUGUGCUGGGCACUCUGCUGAAAUCGGAAGAUAACAAAAGACAGCGCAAAGCAUCGAUGGCACCCGUAACUCCUCCCGCAUAUGUACCCUUACCGCAAUCACAGCCAGACGUAAUAAGCUGAAAUGUUUUAUGGUUGUGAUGUUAAUUUAAUUUUCAUGCAACAUUUGCGCUUUCUUUUCGCACUAGACCAAAGUCUGUAGUUAGCUAAAUAGUUUAAUUAUUGUAUAUGGUUUUAUUUUUUAUUAGUAAUUUUAAUGGUAUUCAAUGCAGAUUGUUGUGACAAUAUUAAAAAUGCCUCGGGAAAAGUCAAAGAACGUUUCAUCUUUGCACGCUUUCAGACUUAGCGACCUUCAAUCUUUGCAAACAAACUGGUUUCUGUAUUAAUGCUUAAUCGUUAGUUUUAAUUACAAAUACAGAUUAUGACGUUUGUGUGUUGUAAGACAAA